ACUAUGACACAGCAGGCCACUCCUUUUUUUUGUCUCAAACUACUUCCUCACCUCGUCUCCUCUCUUUCACCGUCAUGGCUUUCACUGGGAAAUAUGAGCUGGAGAGUCAAGACAACUACGUGGAGUUUCUGGAAGUCAUUGGGCUUCUCAAUGCCAAGACAGACCACAAAGUGGUAACGGAGGUGCUUCAGGAUGGGAAGAACUUCACCUGGACACAAACCCUUCCCAACUGGACCUGGUCCAACAAGUUCACCGUUGGACAGGAAUGUGAGCUGGAGACGAUGACAGGCGCUAAAUUCAAGUCUCCUGUUACUAUGGAAGGCGACAAGAUUUCAAUCCAGUUUCCUCAGUACCACUUCACAGCAGAGAUCCUUGAGGAUAAGCUAGUGAUGAAUUGCAUCACUCCAGGAGAGAAGAGUGUGACUUUCAAAAGAAUCAGUAAGAGGAUCUAAUGCUGCGAGACUCAACAUGCAUCAAUGCAACUCCAAUUACUGAACCAAGAGGAAUAAAAUAACCAUCUGUAGUGAGGAGCAAAUAGAGUGUUUCUUAGCUUCACAGGACUGGGUUUUGUUGUGUUGUUGUGUAUAAAUGGAAGGGCUGAAACUGUGAACUGUACUUCAACAUAGAUUAAGUAAUUCACCUGUACCAGUAUCCUUGUUUGAUCCAAUAAAAAUAAUUUAAAUAUAA
This is a messenger RNA of Etheostoma cragini (Arkansas darter), 687 nucleotides long. RefSeq names its product gastrotropin-like. Bases 75 to 452 code for a protein of 125 amino acids. Gene Ontology annotation, molecular function: fatty acid binding. Gene Ontology annotation, cellular component: nucleus; cytosol. The transcript is spliced from 4 exons. Gene Ontology annotation, biological process: fatty acid transport. The record is from RefSeq and is a predicted model, not a curated record. NCBI's taxonomy places the organism in Eukaryota, Metazoa, Chordata, Actinopteri, Perciformes, Percidae.